AUGGUCAAGGCUCUUGUUCCAGGUGUCAGCAUGUGCUUCAGGAUGGACAAAAUCAAGCUUGGAAUCAAGGAGAUUCUGCAGGAUUCAAGACAGUUCUUUGCUGGAGAUAACGCAGCGCCUCCAGCCACACCCAGGCCCUCGUCAGACUCGUGGAACGAGCUUGCGAGUUUGCAAGAUACAAUCACGGAGGAUAUUACGACCAUUGAGCAAACAGGUGAAGAUAUUGUGGGGCAAGCGGAUAGGAGUGAUUCCGCAUCGUUGUUUCGUAUGCAGAGUAUGAAGACGGCCCUGUGGGAGUUCAUGGAGCUAGUUGCGAGCAUCUACAACUGCCUGGGUCUGGGCGAGCGACUUGUGGACUCUGCUAUACGGGGAUUUUCAGCCCAAUUCGGAGGAGCCAGCGACUGA
Messenger RNA from Colletotrichum lupini, 405 nucleotides. RefSeq lists its product as uncharacterized. NCBI's taxonomy places the organism in Eukaryota, Fungi, Ascomycota, Sordariomycetes, Glomerellales, Glomerellaceae. The transcript has 2 exons. The record is from RefSeq and is a predicted model, not a curated record. The coding region runs from base 1 to 405 and encodes 134 amino acids.